Molecule: messenger RNA, 747 nt
Organism: Recurvomyces mirabilis
Lineage: Eukaryota; Fungi; Ascomycota; Dothideomycetes; Mycosphaerellales; Teratosphaeriaceae
Exons: 1
Coding region: 1-747 (248 amino acids)
Source: RefSeq, a predicted model, not a curated record
AUGGCGAUUACUGUGAGACAGCUCUUCCUCCUCCCACUAGAGCUACGCUCUAUGAUCUACAACCAGCUCAUCUACACAGAAGGCGACACAAAGACCUCGCGCGUGGUCUGUGGGGGAACACUCAUCACUCUUUUGCAAUUCGUACGCCACCAUGAAGUCUUAUGGGAUGACUUGAAAGAAUAUUGCCUCGACAACCUCACCGUACGCAUCAGCGGCGAACCUGAGCUGCGAGCGCUGCUGGACCUAGCGAGCAAACAGACACUGCGAUCGAUCAAGACUGUGCACUACGACCUCACGAAGUGGUUGAGUGGAUUACAGGACAGCGAUCUAGAAGACGACAAUAUAAUAGAUCCGCUCCGCUACCUCCCCAAUCUCACCUAUGUCACAAUCCAGAUCAACGCCACCACGCCAAGACAAGUCGACACAAUAGGAAGAUGGAGCGAGAAACUCAUCCCGUACCCUACACGACCAGCGCAGUACACAUGUCCCCAUCUACAAUCCCUCGAAAUCCAAAGUACUAUCAGAGACGCAGCCGGCCAUGCCACAGUAGCCCUGCUAGCAGAAAGCCACCCCUCAGUUCAAGCCGCCUUCCGUCGAGCCCUCAGCGCCGGGGCCUCGAUUGCUCUCUCACCAUCAGCGAGUGGCGAGAUGACGCUCCAUCAAGCCGUGCUGGAAAACCAUAUCAUGACCCUCAACAACGAGACCGUAAGGAAGAUCUAUGAAGCACGCGGAACCAGGUGGCAAUAG